AGGUUUUGUGAUCCGCAGUUAAAGAUAACGAAGAAGAAGCAGCCGCUAAAUGGAAACAGAAACAAGCUAUCAGCCGUUAUUGACAAGGUGACUCAAAGAAAGCAACUGAUCUCCUGGUGUUGACGGAGAAAGAACCAGACAGCCUGAUUCACCUGAGAGAGAUCAGAGAACAGGGUACAGAUGGCUGGGUUUUUGGAUAACUUCCGCUGGCCAGAGUGUGAAUGCAUUGACUGGGGGGAGCGGAGGAAUGCAGUGGCUUCCAUUGUCGCUGGCGUUCUGUUCUUCACAGGCUGGUGGAUCAUGAUUGACGCAGCAGUGACGUAUCCCUCACAGGAGCAGAUGAACCACGCCUUCCACACAUGUGGCGUUUUCUCCACCAUAGCGUUCUUCAUGAUCAACGCUGUUUCCAACGGCCAGGUGAGAGGAGACACAUAUGGAGAGGGCUGCCUUGGACGGACAGGUGCCCGUCUCUGGCUCUUUAUUGGUUUCAUGAUGAUGUUCGGCUCACUCAUCGCCUCCAUCUGGAUCCUGUUUGGUGGCUACGUCGUGCCAAAGAAAGAAGUGGCGCCAGGGCUGGCUGUGUUCUUUCAGAACGCCUUCAUCUUUUUUAGCACUCUGAUCUACAAGUUUGGCCGGACCGAAGAUUUAUGGGGUUAGAGGGUCUUGUCCGCCAUCACUCACUCAUACACACUUGUGUUUCUGUCUUUGUGAGGACAUGUACUGACAUACCUUUGCUCUCUCUAAUCCAGCUUUAAGGUGUCUUCACACCUUUGUUGGUUUGCUCUGGUCUCAGUCAGUCCGUGAGUUUAUAAACUUGGAGCGUUUUCCCCUUGGUUCAGUUUUAACUCGAUCACAUUAUCACUACAAAGUAUUAAAAACAUUCUCUGCUCUCAUUGGUCAGAAGUUUCUGGGGCAGGAACAAGAAAUACAAUAUUGAGUUCAGGGUGAGUGUAAAUGUCUGGUCAUCUGCUGCUGUUACUACACAAAGCUGCUGUUUCCCAUGAGGCAAAGCACAGUGGGGCUGAGGCUUAGAUGGAAAUAAGUCAGAUUUCCAAAACAGUUUGACAAACCUUUAGUUACAAAUUGUAACUCAUUUCUGGGUAAAUUAAGACUCAAACUGAAAACAUGACUGAAAUUAAUCAAAUCCAGGUACACUGUUGAAAAGAACAAAUCACCAUGUGCAUAUGAUGAAAAUGCCUAAAAGUGCUCAUGACUCCACCUUUCAUACUGAAACAAAAAAAAAAAAAGUUUAGUUCUGUUUUUUUUUUUUUUUUCCUUUUUUUUUUUUAGCUAAUAUGCAUUUUUGCCUUUCUCAAAGUAGUUUUACAACAUAAACAUUUACCACAACUUGAAGUUUACUCUUGAUAUAAUACACCAGUCCCCACUGACAGGUCAGGGCUCCAGACUAACUUUUUUCCUAGGAGUGCAGUGGCCCCUAGCUUAAAAUUUUAGGGGCGCACACCGAAAUCAACUUGCAAAGUAAAUAUUCACAUUUCCUAUCAUUUUCACUCUAUUACCGAUAAAUACUUGACAAUAAAUGCACAAACUGUAGUGUUUUCAAUUCACAUUUUAUUGUGCAGCAGUUGACACAACAUAGUAAACAGCUUAGUGGCCGCGCUAACCAAUACAGAUCAAGUAUAAACAUAUAGACAAGACAUACAACUUGUGCCUAAACUCCUUCAAAGUGUCGUGUUUUAAUUGUGUGGUGCCAGUAUCAUGAGCGAAUUUUGUGUUCCCCGCACGUUAUGGGUAUCGACAGCAGAAUGUGCAGUUCAUUGAAUUAGUUUCCUUGCAAUACCUCAGCCAGGUGAACUCACACAGCCACUCGUCUCGAAAACAGAAUUUCCUGGCUUUUUUUCGCCACGAGCGUUUCAUCACAAUCUGAGUCAGAAUCAUUUUCUGUAUUUGUCUCCUCAGGAACACAUGGCUUAUCGGGAAGAAAGUAAGGUCUGAUAGUCUUCUUCGAAAUAUUGUUUCCGAGAGUUAUGUGUUCAACCUGUGGAUUUGCGCAACAAGCCCAAGACCCGCCUGUUUUCACACAUAAGCUAAUCACUGUGGUCAUUAUGCCAGUCAUGAUAUCACGUUGGUUUUUGAACAUUAAGUACUACUGAAUAUAUCUCAUUAUCAUUAAAAAAUAAAAAUUUGAAAUGACGGGUAAUAAUAUGUUAUGACGGAAUUUUUACGACCCUGUCCAUCAAAAUGACGGACAAUAAAAAUGUCUAGCGCAACCUCUGAUUGAGAUGAAGUGUUCAGCCCCAGUUCACACCUGCCUCUGCACCAAGGGGAACAAUGAACCCAAGUCCAGGUCGUCCUCACAGCAACAGAAACACAUACUCACACAUACACACACACACACACAGUCUAUGAACAAGUUUUGUAAAUAACAGUCGGAACACUCACGUUUUAUAACCUGCAUCGCUUUUUAUAUAGAAGCCCAUCAGCACCACUUCCUACACCACACACACGGUGUCAUAUGAUGGCGUUCUCAUCAUUUUCCCAGUGCUGGAUCUAUGUUCUCACAUUUUAGAUUCAUUUCCAAACUGUCCUUCUAUACAACACUUGAAAGCAGCUGGAUUCUUCAAAUGAGGGAUUUUUAAAAAAUAUCUGAAUGAACUUCAGAGGUAGGUAGAUGUGUGUAAUAGUAUCUCCGCUGUAUGUUAAUGUCACUUGUGCAGUAAAAUCUGUCGAGGGUUAAUGCAGUGUAACGUCACUGUAGUGGGUCGUAAAUGGAAAUGGAUCAUCAGGGACGUACUUAUUUAUUCACUGGUAAACUUUUAAAGGGAACAAAGACUUUUUGUGCAGUCACUACUGAAGCUGCUCAUUCUGUUAUAUGCUCGUAUUUUAAGGUUCAGUACAUGCACUGGAUUGUAAUGUGUUUUAGAGGGCCGACGGGUGUUUUCUUUGGCUCAGAAAAGGCUCUGUUUCCUGUUGUGUCCCGCCUCAGGAGUGUUUUUAAUAGUAGCUCAGUUUUGUUCCUUCCUGUUCUUGUUGAGCUUUUUUUUUUUUUUUUUUUUUUUAACCAGAAAAAAAUGUCCUCCACAGUGAUGUAAAUACUCAAAUAUUUGAGGUUUUUGUAGCCAUUUCAACUCUUAAGUAUUUAAGAAACCUUGUGAAGCUGUUAAAACAGACUGCAGUAGUAUUAAACAGUAUUAAAAUAAAGGAUUGGUUAACACUUGUACCCUACAGCAUGGAGGAGGAACAAGAGGGAAAAAAGCAUGGGGGCACUUCUCUUCUCCUCACAUCUGUUUUUAAAUCUGACAGGGCUUAAAAUGUGAACAAUAAAGAAAAUGUUUUUGUCAAACAC
This is a messenger RNA of Sphaeramia orbicularis (orbiculate cardinalfish), 3304 nucleotides long. RefSeq names its product transmembrane protein 50B. The record is from RefSeq and is a predicted model, not a curated record. Bases 181 to 657 code for a protein of 158 amino acids. The transcript is spliced from 7 exons. Lineage: Eukaryota; Metazoa; Chordata; Actinopteri; Kurtiformes; Apogonidae.